UUGAAACUGGAGGUUAAGUGACUUGCCCAGGGUCACAGCUAGUAAUGUGCCUGAGGUUGGCUUUGAACCCAUGUCUUCCUGAUUCCAGUCCUGGUGCUAUAUCCUGGUGUACUGUCAGCUGCCUUCAGAUUACACAACACACCAAUUGGAUACAAGGCUCCUCACUACAGCACAAUGUCUGAUCCCUGUGUUAAGCAGAAGUGAACCUGAGUGAAAGGGGGGAGGUUCCCCUUACCAUCACAGACAGAAUGACCAAGAUGAGACUCUUGAGACUUUGGAUUGUCCUGGGAUCUGUCUUUAUGAUCCUUUUGAUUAUUGUUUACUGGGACAAUGUGGGUACAGCGCACUUCUACUUGCACACUUCAUUUUCCAGACCUCAUCCUCCAGGGGCCCUCCCCACCACUGGAAAGGAUGAAGAGAGAGAAUUUAUAUCAGACGUAGAUGAAUUUCUAGAUAAACUGCUUAGUUCUAGUGGGAGACAGAAUGACCCUUUGAGAAAAAAGACUGAGCAGCCUCCUCUUCAUGGCUCUAGUAAACCUAUUUUGGGCAAUAUGGAAGAGAGUGUGAGAGGUUAUGAUUGGUCUACCCAUGAUGCUAAGCAGAACCCAGAUCAGGAAAAACUCCAGGCAGAGAGGAGAAAUAUGUUGCGGGAAUUUUGUGCCAACUCCAGCUUCGUCUUCCCUACCAAGAAUCGUUCAUUUGAUGACAUUCCCAAUUAUGAAUUGAAUCACCUAAUUGUGGAUGACCGCCAUGGAAUCAUUUAUUGCUAUGUGCCAAAGGUGGCCUGCACCAAUUGGAAACGAGUGAUGAUUGUUUUGAGUGAGAGCCUGUUGGAUCAGGGAAUCCCAUAUAAAGACCCUUUAGACAUUCCCCGGGAGCAUGUUCACAACACUAGUACUCAUCUCACUUUCAAUAAAUUCUGGCGACGAUAUGGGAAAUUUUCACGCCACCUCAUGAAGAUUAAGCUGAAGAAGUAUACUAAAUUUUUAUUUGUUCGUGACCCCUUUGUGCGUCUCAUCUCAGCCUUUCGGAGCAAGUUUGAGCUGGAGAAUGAUGAGUUCUACAGGAGAUUUGCGGUUCCCAUGCUGAAACUGUAUUCUAACCACACUAGCCUGCCCACCUCUGUCAGUGAGGCCUUCAGUGCUGGACUGAAGGUCUCAUUUCCUGACUUCAUCCAGUACUUAAUUGAUCCACGGACAGAAAAGCUGGCACCCUUCAAUGAGCAUUGGAGACAGGUAUACCGCCUGUGUCACCCUUGCCAGAUUGACUAUGACUUUGUGGGGAAGCUAGAGACCCUGGAUGAAGAUGCAGCUCAACUGCUGCAGCUUCUCAAAGUGGACAAACUCCUUCAUUUUCCCCCUAGUUAUAGGAACAGGACUGCUAGUAGCUGGGAGGAAGACUGGUUUGCCAAAAUCCCUCUAGCCUGGAGACAACAGCUUUAUAAACUUUAUGAGGCUGACUUUGUUCUCUUUGGGUACCCCAAGCCUGAGAACCUACUUAAAGACUAAGCAACAUGGGAAAAGCUCCCCUAAACCAAAAAACUUGUAUUUUUAUUUUAAAAUAAAAUUAAGGAUCUUUAA
Messenger RNA from Vombatus ursinus (common wombat), 1580 nucleotides. It is a transcript of the gene CHST12, whose product is annotated as carbohydrate sulfotransferase 12. Bases 249 to 1508 code for a protein of 419 amino acids. The record is from RefSeq and is a predicted model, not a curated record. The transcript has 2 exons. Gene Ontology annotation, biological process: carbohydrate biosynthetic process; proteoglycan biosynthetic process. Lineage: Eukaryota; Metazoa; Chordata; Mammalia; Diprotodontia; Vombatidae. Gene Ontology annotation, molecular function: sulfotransferase activity. Gene Ontology annotation, cellular component: membrane.